Molecule: messenger RNA, 837 nt
Organism: Symbiodinium natans
Lineage: Eukaryota; Dinophyceae; Suessiales; Symbiodiniaceae
Source: the annotation of a GenBank genome assembly
AUGGAUGCCUCGCAGAACCCGGUCUCCCUGGACGUGCCAUCGCAGAUAGGCGUGGCCCCGACACAGAUGGAUCCAGAGUCGCAGGAGUCGCCCACCCAGCCGGAGACCCCUGCUAAGGACAGGGGCCACUCAGUCCCCGACAUGCUCCUGCGGUCACCGCCUUCCACGCAGGAGAUGCUGGACGUGACGCUCCCAAGUGCACCGCCUGGCUCCUCGUCGUCAGCGGCGCCGAUGGAGGAGGAGGAUGCUCCGCUGGCCUUCAGCACGCCUCCGAGAAAGAAGCAGAGGGACGGAGAAGGAGGCCGCGCCUCGCCGUCGCUGGACGGGGCACUCUCGCCGGAGGCAGUCUCGCCGGAGCAGCGAGACACGUGUUUGAGACGGUGGCUGCGGCGCUCCUUCCCUGCACAGGGCCAGAGCCCUUCGAGUUUGUCGGAGCCUACACCGUGUCCUGCCGUGAAGCACGACCCGUACAUGCCGACGCCCCUGGCCGGAGAGCACGCCAGCCGGGAAGCAGAGGCCGGCUCCACACAAGGGCCGCCGGAGCAGCCGGAGCCGCCGCAGCAGCAGGUGCCGGUCGAGAUGUUGGACGAAGAAGUGGGACGCUGCCUGUACCGGUUUGCGGCGCAGAUCCAAGUUGAGGUGGUCGCCUUCUACGUCCUCUUCUUGAACAACCACACGGAGGCGCUCUGGAACCCAGCGGCGCUUUCCAUGGUGACUGAGCAGGCGGUGGAGGGCUUCAUAGCUGCUUAUCACUGGCAGCCGAGCGCAGAUGCUCAACCAGUUCACUAUAGAGAAGUGGCUACACAAGCAGACCGUGCCGGCCGCUACGUUCACUGA